UGCUCUGUGUUUCUCCCGCAGGUCUAUCAGGGCCAGUUCCCGUACAUUCACAUGGAGCCGCCCGACGUCAUAUAUGAGCGCUGGACCAAGAUAAAGCCCGAGGUGAAGAAGCACGUGGGUCAUCUGAUGCAUGUGUCUGUGUUUUGGUGGCAUAUCCUCCUGAGACAGCAGGACAAUCACCCCACCACCUUCUGGGCCGUGGAGAUGGGCUUUCUGGACUCAAAUGUGUCGAAUGACUUGAGUCUGAAGAGGCUCGAGAAGAUCGAGAUCCUGGAAAGCAUUCUGGAUGCCAUGGAGAGAGGCCUGUCUCACCCGGACAUGGAGGGGAAAGCCCGAGCCGUGGUGUCCUUAAGCAGAUUGUUUUCCAUGGAGGACGAUUGUUUGGCUGAAGCCAUCAGCUGGCUGCUGGACUCUAGAGCUCCUGACAUCCGCAAGAAGCUGCUGGAUCUCGGAUCAGUGGAGAUUCGCUACCGGACGCUUUGCUUCAUCUUCAGCGAGUAUUCACGCUAUCUUCAGGUGGUUUCAUGCAGUAAAAAGAAGGCCAUCAAGGAGCUGAAAGCAGAGCCGGACCCUUGGACUUUUUCAAAAAGCGAAGAUAUGAAAAACAAAGGAAAUGAGCAUUUUCAGAAGAAGAAAUAUGAUCUGGCGUUGAAGUGGUACACCAAAGCCAUUAAAUACCACCCGAGCAACCACAUCCUGUACGGGAACAGAGCGCUCUGCUACAUUCGCUCGGAGAAAUAUCUGAAAGCACUUGGAGACGGAAAGAGAGCCAUUAUAUUGCAGCCAGACUGGGCCAAGGGUCACUACCGCUUCUGUGACGCUCUGUUCUAUCUGGGGGAACAUCAGAAAGCUCUGACGGCCAACCGCCUGGCUCAGGACGCCUGCGGCGCAGACACCGAGGGACAGAAAGACCUGCUGCAGCAGCACGAGCGCUUCCAGACGGAGCUGCAGGAGAGCAGAGAGAUGAAGACCAAGAAAACCGAAACGAAGAAAACUUCUUCUAAAAGCAGAUCACACGCGGCCGGCGAUUCUUCAGGUCCUCAUCAGAAGUCCAGUCGUCAGCCGGAAGCGGCGUCUCAGUCUUCAGUCCUGGAGAGUUCGCAAUCUGAAAACGGGAAAGACCAGGAUGACACUGCAGGGAAUUCAGGAGCUCGAGUGAACGCUGACGGAAGAACUGACAGACUCAAAGACACGAAGAGUGAAAUGAGUCCACGAAAGACUAAGAAAGGCUCGUCCGGUGUCCCAGAGAAGCCGGCGGUCCGGCGCAAACACACACCCGUCUCUGACAGACCGAACCCUCCAGCGGAGGACGAGAGCGAGGCGGGGAGGAGAGAUCGCUUCUGUGCUGCUGUUCAGGAGGCUCAUGCGGCUCUGAGCGACCAGCGCUGUCGUAACGCUCAGCAGUCCUUCUCUGCAGCAAUCAGGAUCCUGGAGGCCAGCGGGACCACGGAGCUGGGUUUGACAGAGCUGGAUAAAUCUGUGCUGAUGUAUGGAUAUGCAAUGGCCCUGCUGGAGAUCGGACAGCCUGAGGAACUGGCUGAAGCUCAGCGGUUGUUCACCAAAUUAGAGUCAUCAGAGAGGAAGUUUCAGUCGCUGGUGCAUUAUGGGAUGGGCAGAGUUUACCUGAAGGAGAACAGAUUUACUAAAGCUCUGGAGUGCUUCACUAACGCUCAGCUGAUGAUCCAGAGACGCAUCACACAUGGAAAACUCACCUGGCCAACCACUAAAACUACAGUAGAGGAAACACAGCCGGCCUGUUUAAAGGUGCAUAACGUGUGUGUGUGUGUGUGUGUGUGUGUGUGUGUGUGUCAGUGGUGGAAGAAGCUCAAAACACUUUCAUUCUCUGAUAAGAACGACAAGGAUUUUCUAAAAGAUUCAUGUUUUACACCAGACUGUGGAGGUCAGGUCUGUCACAUCGUAAUAUAUGACUCGAUGGGGCUGAUAAAGUGUGAGUUUAAAACAUCUAUUCCUAAAAUCAAACCUGUUGGACGAUUGAGAAUCAAGCAGCAAUGUACAAGUAUUAAGAAGUUGAAGUCUAAAAAUGAACGAAAGCUUUGGCGGAAACAACACAAGUUGGCGACACGUUCUGCCUGUCAAGAGAGAAAGGAAGUAUCGGCUGCGGACGCCUCUAAAGACCCGACGGCAGAGAGAGAGACACCCAGAGACUGUAUUUAUGUGGACCGUGUUUUACAUCAAAUUCAUGAUAACAAAGGACUUUUUAAAGAAGAGUCAGUGAAUAUUUCUUGCUUUUUGGUGCAUCUGCGGCCGUGGCUGGAUUUAUUUGAGAGUAAAGGACAUGAGAGCGUGUUAAACAGCCGUAGAGACCCUGGACCUCUGUGGGAGCUGGUGGAUCUUCUGCUGGAGUCCAGAAACCGGGUCUGGGCUCGAGUCUUCAUCGAAACGCUUGGCCUGACGCUUCAUAUCAAACCCAAACUGCAGCAGUGGGCUCAGCAGCUCGAUAACGCUGGUCUGAAAGCCGCGGAGUCGUUCGUCAGUCGUUACAGCUCUCAUCUGGAGGAGUUGUACCUGAAGCCUCUGCUCACGUUCGCACCGCUGCAGGAGACACUCAUCGAGAAGUUCGGCACCGUUCCGGAGUUAUUUGACCGUGACGGUUUAACUGUAAUGGAGUACUUAAGACAGGCUCCAGCUAAAGAAAAGCGUCUGUUUAUUUGGACUCUAGAGUCGAAUCGAGAGCGCUAUCACUCCUGUCACUCCAUUCUCGAUCAAUAUUUUGAAGACGACGCUGUUUGUUUAGUCAUUAAAAAGACGGAUGAUGACGAGCACAUGAGCUCAGUGUUUAAGAGUAAAAGCAGGCAUAGCAAGAAGAAGCAGAAGGAGUUAAAGUCUGUUAUUGUGCUGUCUGGAAUGAGAGGUGGACAUCCGAGGGAUGAGGAUGAGGAAGAUGAGCUGUUCUCUGAGGAAGAUGCUUUGAUGUUCCUGAGCAGCAUGGAUCCGUUCAGCGUUCCCGAACACCUGCGAGAGCAGCUGGAGGAGUUUGAGGAGCAGUACGCCGGAUCAGCACACCGGAGCCACUACCAGAGAAUCCUGGACAAUAACCCCGACCCCACUAAAGAGAGUUUAUACGAUUAUUUCGCUCAGAUCCUGGAGGAGCACGGGCCGCGGUGCGCCUCGGACCCGCUGAUGGUGGGCGAGCUGGAGAACUUUCCUCCGGAGGCGCAGCAGAAGAUCGCAGAUGCUGGAGGACUUGAGUCCUUCCUGCUGGCGUCUCUGCGCUUCGUCAUGAUGGAUGAGCUGAUCGGCCUGAUGAAGCACGCCGUGUGUCUGACAGACUCCCUGCCUCCGUCACACCUCAACCCCUCGGCUGAAGAGUUCUGGCCUCACGCAGACGCUCACCUCAGCCUUCCUGAUGAUGAUCCAGAGGAGUCUGCGUCCUCCGAUCCGUUCCUGCUCCUCCCCGACCCGUAUGCCUUCGAGUGUCCCGUCUCAGACUACAAGUAUCUGGCAGCAGAUGUACUGGAGCGAGCGCCGGCGUCUGAGCAGAGCGAGGACAAACACACAGCCGUGUGUGAGCAGGAUUUGGCAGAGCAUACAGAUGUCUCCAUUAACACAGAGCCAUACGUGUCCUUCGAGAGCAACAACGGCGACAUGCUUCAGAAAGAGAAGCAGAGGCUGCAGCUGUUGAAGGAGAUCCAGCAGAUGAAGGAGGAUCAUGAAGCUGUGCAGCAGAGGAGGGCCGAGGAGAUCGCAGCGCUUCAGGAGGAAACCCAGAAGACCACCCUGAGGAUGCAGAUCGCCAGCGCCGAGCUCAGCAUGUUCCAGCAGAAACUAGAGGAGGAGGUGAGGAAAGACCAGCAGGAGAAGAAGGAGAACCAGGAGACGCUCAAGACACUGAAGAUGGAGAUCAAACACCUGGCAGAUUUACAUGAAAGUCACACCAGAGACAUCAGUGUGAAGAGUAAAGAGUAUGAGGCAGAACUGGAACGAUUCCUGGACGCCAGUAACCAGUGUGCGUCUGAGCGGCUGAGUCUAGAAGAAGAGGUGAAGCGCUUCAGAGACGCGUGUGUGAAGGCCCAGAGGAGAUCCACCAUGUCUCAGCUGUGUGUCCUGCAGAGCAGAUCUGAACACGCGCUGCGGCGGCUCAGGAUGAGCGUCUCUGAAGGGAAGAUGGUGGUCAAACACCUGACAGAGGCGUCGCUCAGUUUCCGCUCCGCUGCACUGCUGUCAGCCGUAGACGACUGGAAGAGACACGUGUGUGACGCCGAAGACAAAACCAACAGGACUCAGAUGGAGUUUGAGCUUCAGAUGGAUCAGGUGAAGAAGGGCGCCAGACUGAGUUCACUGCCUGAUAUCAGUGUUCCCAGCGUCCCCGCAGCACCUGCUCUACCGGUCAUGCUUCCUCCUCCAGUUCCUCAGCCGUCCGGCUCUCACUUCUACGGGUCACUUCCUGCCGCCCGCACCCCCACACCCACAGGAAGAAGCACACCGCAGCCUGCGGACAGACUUCCUGAAGAGCCUGUGAGCCAUCGGCCUUCAGCGCCGCAGCACCUCUCUGUGUACGACAGGAUCCUGGAGCGGCUGCACAUGAUGUUCCCUCAUUACAACAGGAUGGUGAUGAAUAAGUUCAUCCAGGAGGUCCGUGUGUCCAGCGGAGGCGCUCUCAACACGCUGACCUAUGAUGACGUCAUCAACCGAGUGGCUCAGCUCAUCCUGGAUCAUCAGGAGAACACGCGUGAGCACAUGAACAUCACAGGUGGAGACGCUGGGGGUCACAUGACUCCUCCACACGUGUGGAAGACAGUGUCAGAGAAACAUCGCAACACGCCGCUGGCGCUGAACAUGGAGGAUCCGUGCAUCAUCUGUCACGAGGACAUGAGUCCAGAGGAAGUGUGUGUCCUGGAGUGCCGCCACAGCUUCCACAGAGAGUGUAUAAAGUCGUGGCUGAAGGAGCAGAGCACGUGUCCCACCUGUCGAGAACACGCACUCUUACCGGAGGACUUUCCCUUGCUGCCCGGCAGACACCGCAGGAGCCACGCACCCGCCGCCGCAUUUAACUGACCCGCUGUAUGUUCAUCAGCAUACGCAUCAGACACCAGUCUCCUCAUCCAGCUCAUUUAAUCACAUACACUGUUUGUUUUCGGCUGUUGGAACCUCGACGGACCAAUCGGUGAUGUAUACUUUCAGGGCACAUCUGUGUUUUUCAUUCCUCUAAUAAAGUUCAUGCCGUGAA
Messenger RNA from Sinocyclocheilus anshuiensis, 5188 nucleotides. RefSeq names its product E3 ubiquitin-protein ligase TTC3. The annotation marks the transcript as partial. Lineage: Eukaryota; Metazoa; Chordata; Actinopteri; Cypriniformes; Cyprinidae. The record is from RefSeq and is a predicted model, not a curated record. Gene Ontology annotation, molecular function: protein binding. The transcript is spliced from 43 exons.